CCCAGCCAUAUAUUGCGCGUUUCGGAAUUCAUCCGGCAGUAUCGGCGAUUUGCGGACGAUCUCUCGCCACUGAUCUCGUAUUUCGAAAAAUAUGGGCAGCCUCAUCUGGCGGAAAUUCUCUCGAAAAGCUACGUACAUGAGGAGCGUCCACUGCUCACUGACAGACAAAUCAAUUUCCGAUUGUCAGUGGAAGGAAAUGUGCCGCAUCGACUCUAUAAUUAUGUGGAAAGGAGGGAACUGAUCAGAGAUUUGGAGGAAUUUUUCAACUCCUCUGAUUGCAGCUUUGUUCGAGCCACAGAUUUCACGAUUCAAGAUGAUCUGUUGCAGAUCGGUUUUGGCUUGUCGUUCAUGGAUUUGCUGGUUGUGGCAAGAGUUGCUUGGCUGCAGAAGUUUUGCGCAGUUGUCCAGCGCUGCUCAGUAGGUGUGUUUCUUUCACCAUUCAUUUUUCAAUUUUACGAGCACGUCAUAUGGGUUCGUGAUGGUCGCACGUGUGUGGAUGAGCUUCCAGCACUUUUUUCAAAUUUUAUGGUUUUGGCAAGCGAUGCAGUGGCCAAAGCUGCUCUUCGUGAUAAACCGAAUGCAUUGGUGAUUCUGGACGAUGUAUAUCUUUCAGAAAGCGUGCGAUGGUUCGACCAGCUUAACUGUCGGAUUCUUGCUACGAGUCGCAAUCAGGAAAUCUUUCAAGUAUCCAGCACAAACCCAAUAUAUUUUAAAAUACCGUCAGUUGGAUUUACUCUCGCAGAAACUGCUUGUGCAAUAAAUUCAGUGUUAGCCGCAGACAACUCUCCUGCGUACAUGGAGCAAGUUGCUUGGAUUCAUCAGAAAACUGCCGGCCUGCCAGCUCUGAUUGGAAUUGUGGCACGUUUAACAAACGGAAGAAUCGAAAGGUGA
Messenger RNA from Gongylonema pulchrum, 891 nucleotides. NCBI's taxonomy places the organism in Eukaryota, Metazoa, Nematoda, Chromadorea, Rhabditida, Gongylonematidae. The record is from the annotation of a GenBank genome assembly.